Molecule: messenger RNA, 321 nt
Organism: Talpa occidentalis (Iberian mole)
Lineage: Eukaryota; Metazoa; Chordata; Mammalia; Eulipotyphla; Talpidae
Exons: 3
Coding region: 259-321 (20 amino acids)
Source: RefSeq, a predicted model, not a curated record
CUUCUGUCCUCGCGUGCGCUCGGGCUUCGUUGUUGGCCCCCUACCCUGGCUCUGUGUGUUGACAAACAUUUUGCUGCUGCUUGGAUACUCGUUCGUCUGCAAAUUGAUGGUGAUGUCGCUUGUUUGCAGGAGGAGAGGGCAGCCGAUACCCAUUUAGAGAGAGAAGCUCAGAGUUUUCUUCUUUUCGGCUGCAGUCGAGCAGGAUUUUUUCAAAUAGAAACUAAUUGCAGCGUUUCCAGUGGACCAGCAUUCAUAGGAAUGAAGACAAACACAGAGAUGGUGUGUCUAAGAAAUUUCAAAAGGUGUAGGCCUCCUGAUUGA